Molecule: messenger RNA, 991 nt
Organism: Equus quagga
Lineage: Eukaryota; Metazoa; Chordata; Mammalia; Perissodactyla; Equidae
Gene: TMEM11
Product: transmembrane protein 11
Exons: 2
Coding region: 67-645 (192 amino acids)
Biological process (GO): inner mitochondrial membrane organization
Cellular component (GO): mitochondrial inner membrane
Source: RefSeq, a predicted model, not a curated record
CUUCCGCCUGCCCUCUCACCCGAGGCCGCCUUGGCGCGAGACAUUGGCGAGCAGAGUGUCUCCAAGAUGGCCGCUUGGGGAAGGAGGCGUCUUGGCCCGGGCAGCAGCGGCGGCAGCGCCCGAGAGAGGGUGAGUGUGUCAGCCACAGACUGCUACAUCGUGCACGAGAUCUACAAUGGGGAGAGCGCCCAGGACCAGUUUGAGUACGAGCUGGAGCAGGCCCUGGAGGCGCAGUACAAGUACAUCGUCAUCGAGCCCACCCGCAUUGGCGACGAGACCGCCCGCUGGAUCACCGUGGGCAACUGCCUGCACAAGACCACCGUGCUGGCGGGCACUGCCUGCCUCUUCACGCCAUUGGCCCUGCCCCUGGAUUACUCCCACUACAUCUCCCUGCCUGCCGGCGUGCUGAGCCUGGCCUGCUGCACCCUCUACGGGAUCUCCUGGCAGUUCGAUCCCUGUUGCAAGUACCAAGUGGAGUACGACGCCUACAAACUGUCCCGCCUGCCCCUGCACACACUCACCUCCUCCACCCCGGUGGUGCUGGUCCGGAAGGACGACUUGCACAGAAAGAGACUGCACAACACGAUAGCCCUCGCUGCCCUGGUGUACUGUGUAAAGAAGAUUUACGAGCUCUACGCCGUAUGACUGCCGCCAGCGGGGAGCCGCAGACCAGCCACGAGAGACCGGAGGGCUCCGACGCCGCGGCCCCAGCCUUGCUCGGAGGCAGCAGACCUGGGAAGGUGUUUGGUUUCAUAUUUGUUAUUUUAAAUACUACCACAGAUCAGUGUACCGAGGGUUUCAGCUCAUGACACUAGGACGCGGGUGUCUGUCACCCCCGGGGCCUGAGGCUGUGGGAGUCUGCCUGGGCGGCGGGGUGUUGAUGGGAGCCACGCAGAGGGGUGUGAACGCGCUCGGGCGUUAAGUGUAUUGUUUAACUGUACCAUUCAGAGCCAAGCAGAAGCUGUCGACUAUUAAAAUGACGAGAAUUUCA